UUAACUCUCUUGGCCGACAGAACAGUGCAGAUGACAGCUGUCUGUCUUUUAACAGCAAACAGUUGAUCCCACAGUAUCACAGCCUGCCGUGGCCCCGCCGAAAUCACGGCAACGCUAACAGUAACCGCGGCAACAGUGGUGGGACCACGGUCAGGCAAACUGGUGCAGAUGUUUUAAGACUGAGUUCCAGGUUAAACACCAGUGGGAUCAAGAGGAACGUGGGUGCCAAACCUCAACCCUCCAACAGCACAGACAGGGAGAAAGGAGUGGGAGGGGUGGUAGAGAAAGGUGGAAGAGGAUGCCUGAUGGAGAGCAUGUGUGAAAGCGGUGUGUCUGCAGAGAUGCUGCCUCCCUCAGCCAGCAAGCAGACUGGAGACCCCGAUUUGGUUUCCCCUACGACUCGCAGCAGGCAUGGCCACUUGUCUCCUCUGCGAGGAGAUGAGCAUCGUGAUUGGCUGCGCUCUCACACAGUAGGUGGAGUCCAAGAAUCAGGUGCCUCCUCUCCCUUCUCCCCCUGCUCAUCUCUCACUUCCCCCUCAGGAACACGUUUCGCCCUCAGCUCACAGCUUGGCAGUCCUACAGCAGCCAAUCAGAUGAGCCUGUCAGCCUUGCGUUCAGGGGGUGUGCCUGCUGGACAGUCCAAUCAGGAGGCAGGAAAUUGUGAUGGAUUUAAGACUUCUAAUAUGUCACUGGAUGAAAAGAGUCGCACUGUCUCUACAUCUGGCUCCAUCAAAGAUGGAGUGGAGGAAGUGAACGGUUCCAGUCUAUCCUUGGUCUCCAGUACCUCCUCUGUCUACUCCACGUCUGAGGAGAAGUCUCAGUCAGAGAUUCGUAAACUGCGCAGGGAGCUGGAGGCCUCGCAGGAGAAAGUGUCUGCACUGACCAACCAGCUCAAUGCUAACGCCCAUCUAGUGGCCGCAUUUGAACAGAGUCUGAGCAACAUGACAGUCAGACUGCAGAACCUCACCAGUAAUGCUGAACAAAAGGACAGUGAGCUGAACGAGCUGAGGCGGACUAUCGAACAGCUGAAAAAACAGAACAAUGAGGCUCAGGCUGCCAUCAACACUGUAAUGAAUACUACUGAACCGAGCACACCUGGAGAGUGUGUGGUCUCAGAGCAGGGUAGUCCGUUGGGUGGUCCAUCAGAGCGGUCCGAGGCCUCUAUAGUCAGACAGCCAUCGACAGAGAGCGUAACGAGCUUGACCAACAGUCACACUAGCCUUUCCAGUCUGGGCAGCAGCAACAAUGACCUCCAAAACCACACCAUCAACAGCAAGAAGAAGAAAAAGAACUGGUUGCGAAGCUCCUUUAAGGAAGCAUUUGGAAAGAGGAGGUCUUCAAAAUCAGCCUCAUCUCAUUCUGACAUGGAUGACUCUUCUCAGCCUUCCUCCCCCAAUCUGUCAUCAAACCACAAAAACCAUCAGACCGGUGCCGGACUGAAGAGCUCCCAUUCCAGCUCUCUGAUUUCCGAGUGUGCGCCUGUCGCGGAGGCAGGGGCAGUGAUGCAGCUUCGCAGUGAGCUGAGAGACAAAGAGAUGAAACUGACCGACAUUCGGCUGGAGGCUCUCAGUUCAGCCCAUCAGCUGGACACACUGCGGGAGGCGAUGACACGCAUGCAGAAUGAGAUGGAGACGCUAAGGCGGGAAAACAUGAGACUGAAGACAGAGACACAGAACCACCAUAACCACAACCAACCCCAAAGCCACCAGGACCAAAUCCAUACCCACAACCAGUACCCUACUCACUCUAACCAUGAACAACAUCUCAUUCAUAAUAACCACAACUCAAAACCAUGGCAGAACCAAAGUCAACAAGAGAACCAUAACCAACAGCCGCCUCAAGCCAAAUCCCAGCAGAAUAGCUGUCAUAUCAGGGAAGGAGCAGGAAGAGGUUACCCUCCCACCUUGGGCCGGACACAGAGCAACAGUCUUGACAUCACAGAGUCUGCUAGUUUGGACAUGCUGCUGUUGGACAGUGCAGAGAGCAUCAGGAAAGAGGGCAGACAUGUCAAAGUGGUGGUCUCUCUGAAACACCAUGACACCAAGGCCACACAGGAAGACGGAAAGAAGCAGUUCCUCAUUGGCUGUAUCAGGGUCAGUGGACGGACCAAGUGGGACAUUCUGGAUGGGGUAGUCAGGAGAUUGUUCAAGGAGUAUCUCCUCCAUGUGGAUGCUGUUGGCCAGUUAGGUCUGUCCAGUGACAGUGUGCUGGGUUACAGCAUUGCAGACAUCCACCUUCGCCCUGGGUUACAGAUUCCUGAACUACUGCCUUGUGGAUACUUGGUGGGAGACAGUGACACUAUAUCUGUCUAUCUGAAAGAUCCAUCUUUCCUUUGUGCUGACAGCCUGGUAUUUGGGACAUUGGUCCCUCUACCAAUAAUGCAACAGUACAUCUCCCAGCUGCAGAAACAUCGCUCCCUCAUCCUAUCAGGAGCAGGUGGCUUAGGAAAAGGGUUUCUUGCCCUUCAGUUGGCUGAACACAUUGUGCAGAGUGAGAGGCAAGAGGUCAAGCCAGGGGUCAUCACUACCUUCAGUUUUGAUAAAAACAAUAGCCAGGAGCUCCAACAGUUUCUGUGUAAGCUGUGGGACCAGUUUGAGUGCAGAAACAGUUGGCCAGUGGAAACUAAUCUGCCUUUGGUGGUGAUUGUGGAGAACCUCCAUCAUAUCCCAGCAGCACAUGCUCAUCUGUUUAAAAGGCUGUUCAACUCCAGCCAGCAUCACUGUCCUUAUGUCAUUGGUACCACCAGCCAGAAUUCCUUCUCCCUUGACCUGCAUCUACACCAUAGCCACAGCUUGAUGCUGUUGUGCAAUAAAGAAGAGCCUGUGAAGGGUUUCCUGGCUCGUUGUUUAAGACGACAGCUUCUUGAGGCAGAGUUAAGCAGCCGCUGUCAGAAUCCUGAGAUGGCCAAAAUUGUCGACUGGCUCCCAGCGGUCUGGCGGCACCUCAACCACUUCCUAGAACUGCACGGUUCUACAAAUGCAUCAAUAGGACCUGGCCCAUUUCUGUCCUGUCCCAUGGCAGCAGAUGCAUCCAGACUUUGGUUUAUUGAUUUGUGGAACUACUCUCUCAUCCCUUACUGUAUUGAGGCUGGGAAACAGCUACAUGGUAGUAAGGUAGAAUGGAAAGAUCCUGCUGACUGGGUGAUUGACAGUUGGCCAUGGUCUUCAAGUCCCGCCCACCAGGACUUACUCUGCCUCCAACCAGAAGAUUUUGGGUUCAGUGGUCUGUCCAAGAUAUGCUCACAAGCUGGACAAAUGGCUCAAGACAAAGACGCAGUGGUCUCCAUGCUGUAGCUAGAGGCUGAAAGAAGUUUUCCAUUGCAGUGAUAAACAUGGCGCCACAGCAGCAGAACUCUCCCCAUGGUCAAAACAUUUGAUACUUAUGGAAAAUAGGAUAAGAGUUUUGUAUCUUUGUGGAACAGGAUGUAAGAAAUUCAACUUUAUUUAACAUGUGCCAUUUAAAGUCCACAAACCAAAUGGUUGGCAGACAGGGCAUCGAUGGUUACUAAAAAAGAAUGACUUCACAAACGAGCGUUAGAGUCAA
This is a messenger RNA of Lampris incognitus (smalleye Pacific opah), 3543 nucleotides long. Its product is annotated as neuron navigator 2-like. The transcript is spliced from 23 exons. NCBI's taxonomy places the organism in Eukaryota, Metazoa, Chordata, Actinopteri, Lampriformes, Lampridae. The coding region runs from base 306 to 3293 and encodes 995 amino acids. The record is from RefSeq and is a predicted model, not a curated record. Gene Ontology annotation, biological process: nervous system development; neurogenesis.